Sordaria macrospora k-hell is the source of this 1626-nucleotide messenger RNA. RefSeq lists its product as uncharacterized. The record is from RefSeq and is a predicted model, not a curated record. Gene Ontology annotation, molecular function: transmembrane transporter activity. Gene Ontology annotation, cellular component: membrane. Gene Ontology annotation, biological process: amino acid transport; transmembrane transport. Lineage: Eukaryota; Fungi; Ascomycota; Sordariomycetes; Sordariales; Sordariaceae.
AUGUCUUUCUCCCCGGCAGAGAAAUUGGCAGAUGCCACCAUCGAAAUGACUGAAAUGACCAGACAAAGCACUCCAUCUUUAGGGGAAGCUGGGCCCCCAACACCUUCAACAAGCUCUACCGAAAAUGGCGAUAAGGCGCUGGAGGCUUUGGGCUAUACACCAGUAUUCAAGCGGGAGUUCUCACAAUGGUCGAGCUUCAGCUUUGCUAUGAGCAUAUCUGGAAUAUACGGCACAUUAAUGUCAACAUGGAUAUAUGGCCUACAAGCCGGCGGCGCGGCUGCUAUCAUGUGGAGUUGGAUCAUUGGCGGCGCUGGCGCAUGGGCACUUGCAUACAGUAUCGCUGAGAUCGCAUCUGCCUACCCCAGUUCCGGCGCCAUGUACUUCACCUUGAAGUUUCUUGCUCCCGAAGAACAAGUUCCCUUCUUAUGUUGGAUUGCCGGUUAUCUCAAUCUUGUGGGUACCGUUGCUGGUAGUGCCUCUACCGAGUACGCCGCGAGUCAAAUGCUUCUUGCAGCUGUUUCGAUCACGUCCAACUUCAGCUACGUGCCAACACCAAGCCAUGUCGUUGGUGUCAUGGUAGGGCUUACGAUUAUUCAUGCCAUGAUCAACACUCUACCGACAGCGUGGUUGAACCGGUUGACAAGCGGCUAUGUUGUCUUCCACAUGAGUGUCCUACUCGGUGCUUGUGUGACCUUGUUGGUCCAGAAUCGGGACGAUCUCAAGGGCCUCAGAUACACCUUUACUGAUUUCGAGCCUUCAUCGGGAUGGAGCCCUCCUGGCUUUGCCUUUCUGUUUGGGUGCCUUACGCCAGCCUGGAUCAUGACUAGUUGUGAUGGUACAGCUCGCAUUGCUGAAGAAGCAAAGAACCCUCAAAUGGUUGUACCUAGGGCCAUUGCCAAUGCGACAACGUUCACUUAUGUCAUUGGAUUUCUUUUCAACUGGGUCUUGGUUGCCUGCAUGGACAACCCCAAGGACCUGGUAAAUAGCCCUAGUGGCCAACCAGUUGCACAACUCUUUUUCAACGUCAUGGGCCGUGUUCCCGCAGUCUUCUUCACACUCUGCGGCUUCGGAGUCAUGAACCUGGUUGCGAUUCCCGGCAUACAGGCCGGCAGUCGGACCAUUUUUGCCCUCUCCCGCGACAAUCUUCUUCCGUUUUCCCAUAUCUGGGCCCGCAUCUCAAAACGCUCACAGACUCCUCUCAUUGCCGUCUGGAUGUAUGCUGUUCUCGAAAUCAUUAUCAAUCUGCUCGGCUUGGCAAGCGGUACUGCCAUUGGCGCCGUCUUCAAUGUCUGUACGGUAGCAUUGAACGUGUCCUAUGUCAUACCCAUUAUUUGCAAGAUGGUCUAUGGGCGCAUGCAGAAGGGGCCCUGGCAUAUGGGCAAAUACAGCAUCUGGGUCAAUGCAGUAGCGGUUGCCUGGAACACAUUCAUGGCCGUGAUUUUCUUCUUCCCGACGCAGGUACCUGUUACACCUGAGAAUAUGAACUACGCCAUUGUUGUUUUCUUCUUCGUUCUUUUCUUCUCCCUCGGUUUCUGGUACACCCACGGACGCCACUACUAUACCGGCCCCCUGACGCACACCCCACGCGCUACCGAUAUGUCGGUCGUCACGCCCAACGACGUGUGA